UGUUGCAUCCUUUAAUGCCCUCUAUCUAAUGCUAUCUUCAUCAUAUCGUGUAUGCUGAAUGCCUUUUUAGCACACUGUCAGUGCUGCCGCCGCCGUUGGUUUGGCUUCAGUGUCAACCGAUGUUUUUGAGUUCGCGGAUGACCGCUCAGUUGGAAGUGGUUCAGCAUAUCCAUCGCCAUCCCCACAAUACACGCCAUUUCCGUAUAAUACUGUAGGAAGUCCAUUGUCGACAGCUCCUAUAAGAGGAACCACGACAAAACGUCGUCCCCGAGCUCGCAAAUCUGCUAAUAUGGGUGAUCGAGUUGGAGAUAUGACAACAGGGGCUUUGAAAGAUCCGCUGGGUGUUGGGCUAGCUACUCGAAAGCCCCGUGGUAAGACAGGAGUCCGUCGACCACGCGGCUCGCGGAGAGGAGCGUUAGCUAUGACCCAUGCUGAACUGGAGAUGCAGCAAAGGAUCCCGCCACCGUUGCAAAGAUCCUAUAGCGAUUACGAGCCUAUGCAAAGUUUAGUUGGAACGCCAUCCUCACCCUAUGUGGAUACUGAAUCUGACGAUGAAUGCGAUCCACCACCACCACCUAAGUCACUGGCAAUGUUUCCAUCACCAGCUGCAAGUCAAAUAGCAACAGCGUCUUCUGGCGUAAAUAGUCCUUCACAG
Strongylus vulgaris is the source of this 655-nucleotide messenger RNA. The record is from the annotation of a GenBank genome assembly. NCBI's taxonomy places the organism in Eukaryota, Metazoa, Nematoda, Chromadorea, Rhabditida, Strongylidae.